CAAACUUCUUCCCCACCCCCACAGUCGACCCCGCACCAUGGCUAUUCCCCUCGUCAAACUCAACAGCGGAUACGAUAUCCCUAUCCUCGGUCUCGGCACCUGGCAAUCGAAGCCCGAGGAAGUGUCCUCGGCGGUCGAGUACGCGCUCAAGGAGACCAAACUGCGUCACAUCGACUGUGCCUUCGGGUACGGCAACGAGAAAGACGUCGGUGCUGGCGUGAAGGCCUCUGGUGUCCCUCGAUCGGAGAUCUUCAUCACCAGCAAGGUGUGGAGCACCUGGCACUCUCGCGUCGAGGAGUGCCUGGACCAGACCCUGGCCAACUUGGGCACUGAUUACCUCGAUCUGUACCUCAUCCACUGGCCUGUCCCGUUGAACCCGAACGGCAACCACCCGAUGAUCCCUACCCUCCCGGAUGGCAAGCGUGACGUCGUCCACUCCUGGGACCUCAAGGACACCUGGAAGCAGAUGGAAGCCUUGAUGAACCUCGAGAAGAUCCUGCCGACCGCGGAGAUCGUGCCCGCCGUGGACCAGCUCGAGCUGCACGUGUACAACCCCCAGCACAAGCUCCUCGCGUAUCUGCGCGCCAAGGGCAUCCACCCGCAGGCCUACUCGCCCCUCGGCUCGACCGGCUCGCCGCUGUUCAGCGACGAGGUCGUGACCGAGAUCGCCGGCGCGCAUGGGCUGCAGGCGGCGGAUGUGCUGAUUGGAUAUCUCCUCGCAAAAGAUAUCAUCACGCUCCCCAAGUCGGUCACCCCAUCGCGCAUCGCUGCAAAUGCGGCUGGCCCGAUUGCGGCUCUGGGUAAGCUCUCCAAGGAGGAAAUCGAGCGUCUGGAUGGGCUGGCUGCCGCCGGGAAGCAGAAGCGGUUCAUCAUGCCGCCUUGGCCGGUCGAACUGGGCUUUGAGAACUGGGGCUGAAACUUUGGCGUCAUAUGCGGGCGUUGGUGCAUUUUAGUGCAGAAUAUAAAUGACAAAUGACAAAUGAAAUGAAUAUGCUGUAUCUGUAUCAAUCGUGGCGAAGUCCAGAUUUGUGGAC
Mycena citricolor is the source of this 1034-nucleotide messenger RNA. The record is from the annotation of a GenBank genome assembly. Lineage: Eukaryota; Fungi; Basidiomycota; Agaricomycetes; Agaricales; Mycenaceae.